This is a messenger RNA of Andrographis paniculata, 1841 nucleotides long. Its product is annotated as protein DETOXIFICATION 24-like. Bases 191 to 1645 code for a protein of 484 amino acids. Gene Ontology annotation, molecular function: xenobiotic transmembrane transporter activity; antiporter activity. The record is from RefSeq and is a predicted model, not a curated record. Gene Ontology annotation, biological process: xenobiotic detoxification by transmembrane export across the plasma membrane. Lineage: Eukaryota; Viridiplantae; Streptophyta; Magnoliopsida; Lamiales; Acanthaceae. The transcript is spliced from 8 exons. Gene Ontology annotation, cellular component: membrane.
CUUGGGAUUUCAUUUUUUCAGAGCUCAGACUUCGAGCUUCCCUCCCCCCCCCUCUCUCUCUCUACUUCUUUCUCUCUCUAAAUGCCUGUCUGCAAAAAUUAGGGUAAUAAUAAAGAGGUGAGAGCUGAAGAAGAAGAAGAAAAUCCAAAGUCCAGGCCAAAACGGCGUCGUUUGAUUUCGUUGUAGAGGCAUGGAUAACGGCAUGCGCGAGAAGUUGCUCGAUCGAGAAGGGAGCGAGGAAGGAGAUUUGAAAGUAAGGGUCUACAACGAGUCCAAGAAAAUAUGGAAAGUAGCGUUGCCGGGCAUUAUCGCGAGAGUGGCGGCAUUUGGGACCAUAAUCGUGACACAAUCCUUUAUCGGCCACAUAAGCUCCGUUGAUCUCGCCGGUUAUGCGCUUGUCCAAACACUUACCGUUCGUUUUGUGAAUGGGAUUUUGAUAGGAAUGUCGAGCGCAACCGAGACUCUAUGCGGACAAGCGUACGGUGCAAAACAAUACCAUAUGAUGGGCUUAUAUCUACAAAGAUCAUGGAUUGUUGAUAUCCUAGCAUUAACCCUCUUGCUUCCACUUUUUCUAUUCGGGGGUCCACUUUUUAAACUACUCGGCGAGGAUCCGAGCAUUGUGGGAUCGGCCGGAUACAUUUCUUGGUGGUUUAUUCCGAUGGUGUACAACUUCGUCUUCACCUUGACGAUGCAAAUGUUUCUCCAAUCACAACAAAGGAAUAGCAUUGUCGCGUGGAUAUCCAUUGCGCAAUUUGCGAUGCACGUCCCCCUCUCGUGGUUAUUCGUAAUUUAUCUUGAGUGGGGGGUUGAUGGCGCAAUGGCGGCACUAUGCAUAUCUUCAUGGUUUGUUGCGUUUGCCGAGUUCGGGUAUAUUAUGGGCGGUUGGUGUCCGGAUACUUGGACGGGAUUAAGUUCGGCGGCUUUUAAGGAUUUGUUCCCCGUAAUAAAGCUUUCGAUAUCUUCCGGCAUAAUGGUUUGCUUGGAAUUGUGGUACAAUUCCAUACUCGUCUUGUUGGCUGGCUACAUGAGUAAUGCUGAAGUCGCCAUAUCUGCCUUCUCUAUUUGCCUUAACAUCAACGGAUGGGAAUUCAUGAUCUGCCUUGGAUUUCUUGGCGCCGCAUGCGUACGGAUUGCGAAUGAACUCGGACGAGGAGAUUCCAAGGCGACAAAGUUUUCUAUCAAAGUCCUUAUAACUACAUCGGUUGUGAUCGGGGUGUUCUUUACGAGCCUUUGCUUGGCUUUCGGCCGAAAUAUCGGAUAUUUCUUCACAAACGACGUGGAAGUGGCAAAUGCCGUCUCCGAUCUCUCACACCUCCUCUCUAUCUCGGUGUUGCUCAACAGCAUAUAUCCCGUUCUUUCCGGUGUCGCGGUAGGAGCGGGAUUGCAAGGAACGGUAGCCAUUAUCAACCUUUGUUGCUUCUACUUGAUUGGAGUACCGAUCGGGGCUUUGCUUGGAUAUGUCGCUAAUCUUGAAGUCAAGGGCAUAUGGAUUGGGAUGAUCCUCGGAAUCUUUACCCAGUCGCUUGCGCUUAGCUACAUGGCGUGGAAGACGGAUUGGGACAAACAGGUAAGAUUAGCCUCGGAACGACUCCAACGAUGGUACCUUAAGUCGUCCGAAGAACAAAAUGGCAACGGCCAUGCUUGAAAAAUGAGAGUCGAUUUGGAGUAGCCUAUGAACAUCGCAAGAAUCGUCGAUAGAUAAUGUAUGAUGUGAUAUGAUACGAUACGAUGUUCUUAGGGAAUUAGGACACAAUUUGUUGUUGUGGGAUUUUGAUUUUGAUUAUGAUUAAUUGUACCUUGUUUUUUUUUUAAUUAUCAUAUGUUUAAAUUUAAUGCAUGCA